Molecule: messenger RNA, 2017 nt
Organism: Aphanomyces invadans
Lineage: Eukaryota; Oomycota; Saprolegniomycetes; Saprolegniales; Verrucalvaceae
Exons: 3
Coding region: 25-1770 (581 amino acids)
Molecular function (GO): GTPase activator activity
Source: RefSeq, a predicted model, not a curated record
GUUUGGACGGACAGACACGUCACGAUGGCAACGAAGAAGUCGGCGAAGCCCGAUGACCAAGUCAAACUUAAGAAGAUUCUGGAUGAGCUGAUGAAGCGAGAGGAAAACAGAUUCUGUGCAGACUGCGGGGCGCGUGGACCUCGAUGGGCGUCGAUCAACUUGGGGGUGUUCAUCUGCAUUGCGUGCUCUGGCAUCCACAGAAGUCUUGGCGUCCAUCUUACGUUCGUUCGGAGUGUCAACCUCGAUGCAUGGACGACGGAACAAGUGACGCAAAUGCAAAGGUGGGGCAACGCCAAGGCCAAAGAGUACUUUGAGGCCCUCGUGCCCAAGGACUACCGCAUUCCCACAGAACACUCGCCUGUGCGAGACAAGGAGAUUUGGAUCCGCGACAAGUACGAGCGCAAGCGCUUCGUUUCGCGCGAUGCAGAGGACCCGACUGCGAAACGAACGAACAGCAGCAGCAGGUCCAAGAAAGUCGUGGAGUCCGAGAGCGAAGCGUCCGAUGCUGAAGAGCAACCAGCCCCUGCGCGAAGAGGCACGGCGAAGGCAGCGGCGGCUCCUGCUCCCGCCGCAGACAUUUUGAACUUUGGUGAUUUUUCCACACCGGCCCCCACCGCCGCCCCUUCUGGUGCAUUCGGCAACUUCGGAGCUCCGCCUGCCCCAGCGCAGACAUUUGACGCAUUUGCCGCACCGCCACCAGCGGCACCCAAGCAAGACGAAUGGGCUGCGUUUGGAGGAUUGUCUCAACAGAGCAACUUUGGCAGCAACUCGGCAGCCCAAGGUCAAUUUGGUAGCACAUCAAAGGGCAGCGAUCCGUUUCAACAGGGGAGCCACCAGGCGGCCAAGAACAACAUCAUGGCAAGCUUUGGAACCCCGCAGCCCCCCCAAAACGCGUUCGGAAACCUCGGCCAGCCCCAACAGCCCUUUGGCCAGCCACAAGGGUUUCCUCAACCUGGCGGGUUCCCUCCCCAGCAAGGCUUCCCGCCUCAGCCUGGUUUUCCUGGUCAACCGUUUCCACAGCCUGGCUUCGGAUGUCCUCAGCCUGGAUUUGGAGGACCCCAGCCUGGUGGAUUUGGCGGCGCGACCCAGCCCGGGUUCGGUGGCCCUCAGCCUGGUGGAUUUGGUGGUCAACAGCCUGGUUUGGGCGGAUUGGGUGCACCACAAGGUAUUUUUGGCGGCGCUCAGCCUGGUUUUGGUGGCCAGCAGCAGCCCGGAGGCUUUCCCCAGUCUGGUCUAGGAAGCCUCGGCCAACAGCCACAGCAGCAGCAACAACAAGGAGGUGGUGGCGCAUUUGCCAGCAUCAACCCCCUUGGAGGUCAAGGCGGGUUUGGCGGCGCCCCACCAGCAGCUAACCAGUCCGGUGUGGUUGGAAUGUCAGCGUUCGGCUCCGGCCCGAAGAACAACGCUCCUUUGAGCCAGCCUCCUCAGCAGUUUGGACAACAGCCUCCGUUUGGUGGCGCUGCCCCCGGGUAUAGCCAACCCGGCAACUUUGGUAGCAAUGGGAACCGAGGUGGUGUCAUGCCUGGCGGGUUUCCUCAAGGUGGUGGGUUAGGUGGCCAACCUUUUGGCCAGCAAGGAGGUAUGGGCCAACAACCGCAGUAUGGCCAGCCGCAGUUUCAGCAACCGCCCCAGCAACAAGACAAUCGGUUUGGAAGCUUCGGCGCGAUGGCUGGCAUGGGUCAACAGCAACAACAACCCAAUCGCGGUGGUGGUGGGUUCCCUCCCCAACAACAGCAGCAACAGUCGUCGAACGCAAACCCGUUCUUCUAAGCCAGCCUCCCACGAAAUGGACUGUUCUGCUUAAUCCAGAAGCAGUCAUAGCCAUCAAUACCUUUCGCUUCGACUGAUUGAAGGUAUUGCUGCUUUAGCGCACCACACACCGCUGCGUUGUGGCGCCGCACGUCCACCGUGCCGACAAGAUCAAGAUGGCGCUGUUCUUUUUGACCAAUCAGAGACGUCCACCUGAUUAGACUGGAUAUUUGUAUGGUGGCAAAUAAAUCGCCAUAGUCCAUACAAA